Molecule: messenger RNA, 2020 nt
Organism: Chaetomium fimeti
Lineage: Eukaryota; Fungi; Ascomycota; Sordariomycetes; Sordariales; Chaetomiaceae
Product: ribonuclease H-like domain-containing protein
Exons: 3
Coding region: 92-1702 (536 amino acids)
Biological process (GO): nucleobase-containing compound metabolic process
Cellular component (GO): cytoplasm; nucleus
Molecular function (GO): nucleic acid binding; 3'-5' exonuclease activity
Source: RefSeq, a predicted model, not a curated record
AUUCCGUUCUUUGUGUUAGCGCGUCUGCCUGCACCCUGCCAUUCCCUCUCCCACUCGGAGAGAUCAGAGUCAGUGGUUUGUUACCCACGUCAUGACAUUGUGCAGUCAUGGCGCCGUCCGCUCGCUGUUCUUUUCAAGGCCAAUGAUCUCUUUACGUUUUCGGGGGGCGAGCCGUCGUGUUAGCAUCCUGGAGAAUUCCCAAUGUCGCUGCUGCCGCCGGUUUCUAUCCUCAACACCAUUACCCCAGAGUCCACGUCGUCGGACUUAUGUGAAAAAAAUGAGUUCUCGAAAAGCUGCACACCAUGUGUGGCACGCUGGCCGCGGCAUUGUUUUCUCGGGCGGGAGCAGUGUGACCCAUCCCCGUUUGCCUACGGUGAGGCACCGCAGCGCCCCGGCAGUUGCUGCGUCUGAGGGGAGUUCGGUUGCUCUACCAACUGUUCUGACUACGACCGACGUGUCCGGCGAGCUCUCUGCUAGCAAGGGGGCCGAGGGUAUGCUGGAUAGCGUUCUAGCCGUUCCAACGACUGCGAGCCUCACCGCCACCACCACCACUUCAACCGCCACCGUCGUGGAAGAGGGGGCUGCCGGAAAAGAUAACGGUACCGCGACUGGUGCCACGGCGAAACUCAAACAGGAGGACAUACCCGAUGUCGCUGUCCCUUUUACCCCUUUGGAUUACAAGAUUCCUCACAACAUCUUCCAGGCGGCGAGGAGGGCCCCUGAGGGAGCCCCCGAAUCGUACUGGAGCUACAAAAUGUAUCGAGGCCCGGGUGAUAACACGGUCAAAGUUCAUUACUGCACCACCGGGCUAACUACUGAGCGAGUCAUCAAACAAUACUUCAUGAACGAGAAGAUCGUUGGCCUUGACUUGGAAUGGAUGAUGAGUGCAAGGAAAUUUUCCGGUGUUAGGCAGAACGUCUCCCUCAUUCAGCUGUCCUCUGCUACCCGAAUCGGACUCUUCCAUAUCGCCGCCUUUCCCAAAGACGGCCCGUUCGUCGCCCCGGCUCUGAAGGAAUUCCUGCAGAAUCCCGAGGUCACCAAAGUUGGUGUUUCGAUCAAGGGGGACUGCACACGCUUAUUUGAGUACAUGGAUAUCAAGACCCGUGGUCAGUUCGAACUCAGCCACCUCUACAGGCUUGUCAAAUACACCGAGGCCGGCGAUUAUGCAUCCAUCAACAAGAAGUUGGUUGCUCUGAGCACACAGGUCAAGGAAUACCUUGGUCUGCCCCUUUUCAAGGGCGACGACGUUCGUAUAGGUGACUGGUCUAGACGUCUGAACAUAGACCAAAUCACGUACUCGUCAUCCGAUGCCUACGCGGCCGUCCAGCUCUACGCCGUCCUCAACCACCACCGGCAGAAGCUCAACCCGGUUCCUGAUGUUCCUCACCAUGCCGAGCUCAAUCUCCCCAUUCCAAUCGUCCGGCCAGUCGUCUUGAAGAUUUCUAAAGAGCAGGAAGCCGGCCGCGAUGUUGACGUCAACAACGAACCCGCUGACGUUGUCCCCAACGACGAACCCGCCGAUGUUGACGUAAACCACGAACCCGCCCUCCAGGUUCAGUCUGUCGUGGAGGCUGAAAUAGCCCUCGAAAGCACGACUGUAGCUGACCAACCCGAUGUCACCAACAACCUCUCACCAAAACCGAAAGCCAGCAGGCGAAAAAAGCCUGUUGCUCAAGCGAAGCUCAAGACUGAACUGUCUUGAGCUGAACACCACGCCGUCAACUCUUGCAAGCCUACCCCAGCAGGCGCAGGAAGCCCCAAGCGCCGGCUAAAGCCAAGCCAGGGGGACGAUCUUGGGCCGGCAGCCGAAUGUGUGCUGCGAACCGAGCGUGGGCCUCCAAACUCGCCCCUACCCCCGUGUAGUUCCUCCUUCUCUCUUCCAUCAUAUUCAACAGGAUGCCAGGUUCAGGCAGGAUCAACAUAGCCGGGAGAUUUGUACUUGAAAUAGAUGUCCGGUCUAGAAAGCACAUGCCGCGAAGCUCGAGGCGAUCAGCAUAAUAGAUCACACGAGUUACAUGCU